GAGCGCGCCCCAAAGCCGUAGGCGGCGGCUUGUCCCGAAUUCCAACCGCCCUCUCGUCGUCGAAAUGUCCAGCCUGCGCCUGAGUGCCUCCGCCCGCGCAGCGACCAGCGCACUCGCUGCGCGCCGCGCGCUGCACCACAGUGCGGUGCGCGCGGCGAUCACAAGUUUCCGCAUGCCGGCUAUGUCCCCCACCAUGACCGAGGGCGGCGUCCACUCGUGGAAGGUCAAGGAGGGCGACUCGUUCUCUGCUGGGGACGUGUUGCUGGAGAUUGAAACCGACAAGGCAACGAUCGACGUUGAGGCGCAGGAGGAUGGAAUCAUGGGCAAGAUCAUCGUCGACGACGGUGCCAAGGGUAUCCCCGUCGGCAAGGUCAUUGCACUCCUCGCUGAAGAGGGCGACGACAUCUCCAACCUCGAACCACCUAAGGAGGACGACGCGCCUGCACCUAAGAAGGAGGAACCUUCAGCCAAGUCCUCCUCCGCAUCCCCUGCCCCUCCCCCCUCCGCCUCUCCCUCUGCAACCGCGCCAGCUGAGCCCAAGGCUGACGCGCACGAUUACCACCCGCCAGCGCACGACCGCCCGCUCUUCCCCUCCGUGCACCGCUUACUUGCCGAGAACAACAUCACAGACCUCUCGAAGAUUACGGGUACGGGGAAGCGCGGGAUGAUUACCAAGGGUGAUAUCCUUACCUUCCUGGGUCUCGCGUCUGGCCCCCUCGGCACCUUCACCCCGCCGGAGUCGCCUAUACCACAGAAGAUCCCCGCGGCUGGCAAGGAGGCGCUGCAGAAGCCCCUCGACGGUGCAGAAAUCCGCCGGCUCAUUGUUUCCACCAUGCUGCAGUCCUCGAUUAAGGCUCGUCAAGCUGCCGUCCCCACCCCAGUCGCCGAUUUCGACUCUGUCAUUGCGGACUACCUGCCCUCAAAGCCUGCCCCUGCAGCAACAACCUCGACACCCGCACCGCCAAAAGCCAAGAAGGUCGACGAUUUCUUGGAGGGUUUGAUCUGAGUAGGAAAGAAGCUUGGACGCAAUCGAAGCUCCAUAGGAUCCUUGCCACCCCCUUCCAUCUUACCUUAGAGGUCGCCCGUGUGCGUAUGUGCUAUCUGGUCUCCACUGUCCUCUCGUGCCGAUGAUGUUAGCAUUAGAGCCCGAUCGUAGAGCUUGGCAAUAAUAUGACUAUCCCUUCUAUAAGGAAGAAGGGACUUUUACUGAA
This is a messenger RNA of Schizophyllum commune H4-8, 1211 nucleotides long. Its product is annotated as single hybrid motif-containing protein. Gene Ontology annotation, biological process: pyruvate decarboxylation to acetyl-CoA. Gene Ontology annotation, molecular function: dihydrolipoyllysine-residue acetyltransferase activity. The transcript has 4 exons. The coding region runs from base 65 to 1006 and encodes 313 amino acids. The record is from RefSeq and is a predicted model, not a curated record. NCBI's taxonomy places the organism in Eukaryota, Fungi, Basidiomycota, Agaricomycetes, Agaricales, Schizophyllaceae. Gene Ontology annotation, cellular component: pyruvate dehydrogenase complex.